Messenger RNA from Astyanax mexicanus (Mexican tetra), 5540 nucleotides. RefSeq names its product probable ribonuclease ZC3H12D. The record is from RefSeq and is a predicted model, not a curated record. Bases 418 to 2100 code for a protein of 560 amino acids. Gene Ontology annotation, biological process: 3'-UTR-mediated mRNA destabilization; nuclear-transcribed mRNA catabolic process, RNase MRP-dependent. NCBI's taxonomy places the organism in Eukaryota, Metazoa, Chordata, Actinopteri, Characiformes, Acestrorhamphidae. Gene Ontology annotation, molecular function: mRNA binding; RNA endonuclease activity; metal ion binding. Gene Ontology annotation, cellular component: nucleus; cytoplasmic ribonucleoprotein granule. The transcript has 7 exons.
UAGUAACUUCCUUAUAGGCUUGAUAACACUUCAUUGUGAGAGAGACACGCCGAGGAGAGCACACACACUCACAGCCUCACAGCUACACACACCCACAAGCUCUCUACCAGUGGCUGAACACUCAAACCAGGGAACCCGCCUCCUCAGACACAUUCAACACUUUCCACAAGCAGUGGGUGAUACAGUGGAAACCUGAAGACUGACAGUGGGAGGGAACAGAGGAUUCCCCAUCAAGACAAAAAGGAGGAGGUGGCAGCGCGGGACUGUCAUACCCACACAAACUGACGAGACUUCUCAAGGAGAUACACGUCUGACAAGAGAAGAGGAGCACCUUGACUUACUUAGUCAAUGAACUACUAGUCUAAGGGUUUUUUUAAGGGUUCAGUUCUGGAAGUCCACCUCUUUUAGGACUCUAUCAUGGACCGCCUGCAAAACAAGAUGAAGUUUUUCCUGAAGCUGGGCUACUCCCACUCAGACAUCCUGAGGGUCCUGCAGAGCCUUCAGCAUGAUGCCCCAACCAACGACAUCCUAGAGGAGCUCAUCAAGACCUGCCGGACCCCCACAGGCACAGCACAGCCUGGGCCAGAGAGAGUGACCAGCAGCCAGAGCAGCAGCCCAAAGCUCAUCCCACGAGGUUGCAGCUCCCCUCAGACACACAUCCAGAUGGACACACACAGCCAGCGACACACACAACUUGACACACAGACCUCCAGCCCUUUCAGGUCUGUGGUUAUCGAUGGGAGCAAUGUGGCUAUAAGCCACGGGAACAAGCAGGUGUUUUCCUGCCGGGGGAUCGAGCUCGCCGUCCAGUGGUUCUGGAACAAGGGGAUUCGUGACAUCACCGUAUUCGUGCCUCUGUGGAGGAAAGAACAGUCGAGACCAGAGGCUCCCAUCACAGAUCAGCACAUCCUCAGGCAGCUGGAGAACAGGAACAUCCUGGUGUACACGCCGUCUCGCUGCGUAAAUGGUAAACGGGUCGUGUGCUACGACGAUCGCUACAUCGUCAAGCUGGCCUACGACUCGAAUGGCAUCAUCGUGUCUAAUGACAACUACCGUGACCUGCAGGUGGAGAAGCCCCAGUGGAAGAAGUUCAUUGAGGAGCGGCUGCUGAUGUACUCUUUUGCUAACGACAAGUUUAUGCCACCUGAUGAUCCACUAGGAAGGAACGGACCAACAAUUGAAAACUUCCUCAGGAAGAAGCCCAUAGGACCAGAGACCAAGCAGCAACAUUGUCCUUAUGGGAAGAAGUGCACAUAUGGUGUAAAAUGCAAAUUUUACCACCCAGAGCGCUCCAACCAGCCUCUGAUGUCUGUAGCAGAUGAGCUCAGAGCGAAGAGUCAGCCAGGUUGUGAAACAGAGGACUUCCCUCCCUCUACACACUUCACACACACAAACUGCAACGCAACCACAGCGCUUCCUUCAGCAGCUUACCAGGACGAGCUAACUCGAGCCCUGUCUGGACUUGACCUCUACAGCGGCCCAUGUGAUAGACCCCCCUACCUGCAGAAGUCAAUGCUGAAUGCCAAAAGCUCAGAGUCCCGCCUCUAUCUCAGUGACUCCGCCCUCCAGACAUCGAUGGCCUUCAGCAGCGGAUACAUGUCGAGUAACGGGUUCGUGUCCGGCAGCGACGGCGAUUGCUUCUCAUCUGGUGGUGCUUUAAUGGAACAAAGACGUGCACACAGCCCUGAUCUAUACAAACGAGCGCAUCACCCAGGCCUGCACACACUUUCAAACUGCCAACACGCUCACUCAGAUUUAGGCUUAAACUACGCUCACACUCCGCAUUCACUGCACAGAUACCAGCCCCGCAGCUCCUGCAACAACACAGCAACCCCGCAUUUCAACGAACCCUUACCUUUCCAUAACGCACUGCUCAGGCAAGCUUCCCACCCCAGGCCGGCAGAGGUCAGCUGGGGUCACGGGCACGGCGAGGUCAGCAAUUUCGAGGCUACGGACAGAAGGAAAGACGUGAGGUCUCAGCUCAGUACCAUCUUCCCUCAGAGUACAGUGGACCAGGUUAUGAGCCUGUAUCCACACACACUGGACACAACUGAACUGGUCACACUGAUCCAGAAAUACAGGAAUAGCCACUUACUGUAAAGCCAAAAACUGUCAUUUUUUGUUUUUUGUUUUAUUAUUGUAGCAAUAUAAGCUUGCAUCAACGAAGUGGUAAAAAAUGUAAAUGCAGUCUAUCUAAUGUCUAUCUAAAUUUCAGCCUGAAACUAUCCGUGCACAUCUCUAUGGAUUGUCCGAUAGACACUCAUUGACAAAAUGCACCAACAAGAAAUGAAAUGUUGCAGAUAAAGAAAACUUUAUAUGUUUAAAUGUAAUGAUAGCAUAUGUGAUAUAUGCAGCUCUGGAAAAAAAUGAAGAGACCACUUCAGUUUCUGAAUCAGUUUCUCUGAUUUUGCUACUUAUAGGUUUAUGUUUGCGUAAAAUUAACAUUGUUUUUUUUUUGUUUUUUUUUUAUAAACUACAGACAUUUCUUCCCAAUUCCCAAUACAAAUAUCGUAAUUUAGAGCAUUAAUUUGCAGAAAAUGAAAAAUACCUAAAAUAACCAAAAAGAGCUUUCAAACCUUAAAUAAUGCAAAGAAAACAGGGUUUAUAUUCAGAAAUCAAUAUUUGGUGGAAUAACCUGGGUUUUUGAUCAUUUUUAUGCAUCUUGGCACGCUGUCCUCCACCAGGCUUACACACUGCUUUUGGAUAACUUUAUGCUUUACACUCCUGGUGCAAAGAUUCAAGCAGUUCAGCUUGGUUUGAUGGUUUGUGAUCAUCCAUCUUCCUCUUGAUUUUAUUCCAGAGGUUUUCAAUUAGGUAAAAUAAAAAAAAACUCCCUAAUGUUUUUACAGAGCUGUAUAUAAGUGUUGCAAGAGUGCAGAGCUAUUGAUUUCGUCAAAAGUGUAUAUAGCAAGCCUAACUGACCACAACAAUGGGAAUUAGAUCCUCCUUACAGGUUUAUUCACCAUUAAUGCACUUCUAUUGGCUUACUUCACCUACCUGGAAAAAUAACUGAUAAAGUUUUUUAUUGCUUACUGUUUACUGUUACAUUUCCUGUUAAUGCAAAUUCAUUUUAAGGAUAAGUUAGGGGAAAGCUUAACUUUUACAUUUACAGUUACAGCAUUUCUACUGAUUUUGGGCCAGUCUAGUGUUAGAAGUCAUGCCCAAGAACUCUUAUUGAUGUAGCACAGCAUUCAGUCUCCCAGACCUGGAAUUGAACCCCAGUCUCCCACAAGGUAGCUCACUGGCAGGAGGUGGUGUUAUCCACUGCACCUCACCAACCACCUUAACUUAAGAUGUUGUGAAUGUUUUAUGUUCAAUUGAUUAAUUUUUCAAUUAAUUACCUAAUGAUGUUAAAAGGGAUCACUUUGGCAGUCAGGAUCACUAUCUCUAUGGUCCCCACACUGAAUGUGCUUUUGGAGCAACAAACAGUACAGUUGCUCAGUUAAAAAAAAAAAAAAAAAAAAAAAAACAGCCAUAAUGUACAUUACAUAUUUUAAGUCUAUUUAAAUUAAGUUUUCUUCAAAGUAUGCAGUAGAUCUUAAGUAAAAUCCCUGUGUGUUUGCAGACACACAUACUAGUUUGAUUCUAGUGGGUCUGUUUUUGCUGUAGCACAAUAGCAAAUAUCUUAGUUAGUCUGUUUGCAUGUAUUUCAGAUUAGAGUUUAGAUUAGAGCCCAACCCGAGCUCAGGUCGGGCCAAGAUUUCCCACCAUUACUAAAGGGUCUGUCUACAUUAUGUAUGCUAUUUUAUUUUUUAUAUAUAUAUAUAAAGCUAUGGCGUGUUAAUUACAAUAUAACAAAGUAAUAGAUCACACUGUGAUUGUAAAAAAAUAUUUAGAAAGUUAAAAUCACGCGGCACUGGCUGUGACAGUUUAUGGAGCCAGUCGGGCUCAGACAGAACAUGCACAAGCUCGAUAAAGUUGAGCUGGAUUAUUUGGGUUUUAUCUUAAUUCGAAUUCAGAUGAAUAUUACCUGCUUUUAAAGUAUGUCGUCUUUAGUCAUGUAAAAUAAUAAUAAAAAAAACACUCCUUAUUAAUUAGCAUUACUUUGCUACUGAUUUUUUUUUAAAGCUAUGUGGAUCUUACAAUUCAAUGUAGCAUUUAUACAUUUUAGAUUUUAAAAGAGAAUUCUGUCUCAAUUAAAAAAUGUGGUCGAUUCUAUGAUCUGCCAUUAGUACCAGCAAUAAUCUUAGCAUCUGUGACGUAGAUAAACUGUGAUUAAUUUUCCAAUGAUUUUCAUCAUUGUUACUGUGUGAAUCGCAUGUGCGUAAUAAUGACUAUCCGUGAUGGUCACUAACUCCGCAAUAGUGAAGAAUAAUGAGACGUGAAUCUGCAAAUUGCUAUCUGCUCUGUGCUAGCUUUAAUCCAUAGUUAGCAAAGUUAGCAAAUCUCGUUUUUUUUCCUAAGUAAAUGUAUGAAAGAAGAUUUCUACUGAUUUUAAAUGUAUACUGACUGAGUUAAGUUUAAGAAGGGAGGUAAAGAGGGCGCAGAGUGGUCCAGUGGUCUAAUGCACUGCCAUUAUGAGCGGGAGGUCGCAGGUUCGAAUCCCAUUCAUGCAGCUUUGCCAUCAGCUGCCGGCGCCCAGAGGGAGCACAUUGGCCUUGCUCCCUCCGGGUGGGUAGAUGGCGCUCUUUUACCAUUACGCUCAAAUGUGGCUCGGGGUUGGCACGAGGCGUCUGUGAGCGGAUGUAUCGGAACCUAGUCGCUGCGCUUUCCUCCAAGUGCGCAAGCUGCUCAGGCAAUGAUGCAUCAUGCUAGGGCCGCAGGCACCACAAAGGGGUGGGACAAUUGCAUAGCAAAAUUGGGCGAAAAAACAAUAGAAGAAUCUGAAAUAAAUAAUAAAAAAAAGAAGGGAGGUAUAUAAAAACUGAAAAACUUUACAAUAAGGGUACAUUGGUUAAGAGUACCUAUGAGAAAAUGUAUCAGCUAAAUCUAAAUUGACAUGAGUUAAGAAAUUAUUAAUCAUUGAAUGUUUUAACUGAUAUCUUCAUUUAUUAUUGAGGUGCUCAAUUCACAUUCUCAAGCAUUUAAAUUUAGGUAAUGUUUCAUAAUGCCUGUUUAAAUAGUGUCAAUGAUUAAUAUGCUGAGACAUUAUAUAACCAGUAAACAAAUGUUUACUAGUUAUUUAUUACAAUGUUCAGUACAUAAGCACUGUUAGUUUAAGCACCCUUAUUGUAAAAUGGUACCAGAAAAAAGUCUAGGGCUGGUUUUUUUAGGGCUAAAGUACAGUUUGUAAAUCUGACGAUUUAACAUGGUUGUUUGGCACAAAUGAAAUAAAGAAGCAAAUAAAUAAUAGACUAAGCUUUUUCACACGUGUGUACAGAAGUAAGUCAACAGUGACUGAGAUAGAGGUUUAUCACAGCUGUUUGUGGUUUUACUUUGUAACCUCAAAUGAGGCCUGUAUUAGUGCUAGCCAAGCUGGUUUAGCUAGUAAAAGAAUGUAACUGUUAGAAAAAUCCUUUCUGCCUGUUUUCUUAAAGUACCUUAACAUUGUUCUGACUUCUGUUCUGUUCUGACAAUAAAAAUAUAUAUUUUUUACGAGA